UCUGUCAAUCACGCCGACGCCGCUUAGGUUCGCUCUCCAAUCUCUCAUUCAUCCUGACAGUCAGACAGCCUCCAUUUUUAUCAGGAAACUCUCCGCGGUGGAAAGAGUUCAUUUUCGUGGAUUGGUUGGCUAUAUUUUGUUUCCUGGAUUUGAAAUGAUGCUGAAGUGAUGCUGCUUCGCUGUUCCAAGCCGCUGUAGACCAACAUCACCAACAUCAUCAUCAUCAGCAUCAUCAUCAUCAUCAUCGCCGGUAUGAGUCUGAUCGAAAUCCCGACAUGAGAGAUUUGGAGUAAUAAAACCCUCAGGACUGUAGAAGAUCUCAAGUGUUUAAAACGUUGAUGUUAACGCGCUGGAGAACGCCUCAGUGGCAGGAAUCAAGCAAAGGCACAAAUGAAACUCUGCGACUGAGAAUAAGGCUCUGAGAAUCAUUGUUACCACACACAAAUUCACUUAUUACUCACACACACACACACACACACAAUGGCACUGGACAACACCGGCUUCUCCUCGUGCCCCGAAUCCCUGUCCCUCCCAUUUCCAGAGAAAGGGGAGGAGCCUGUGGAGGAGGACCCAAAGGAUGCUCCGCCCACCGAUUUACAGAACACAUUUGAGGAGCUGGGGCACGUCGUAACCACGGAGACAGCCCCGCCCACACAGCCACCGACCAGUAACAACAUGUCCUUCCAGGCCAAGAUGGCUGCGAGGGAGGCGCAAGCCAAUCAGCACAGGAAGAAACUUCAGGGGGUGGGGCAAGAGAGGGGCAAGUUUGGAUGGGGGCGCAGCAGGCGUAAGAGGCAGCGCUACGUGGAGAAGAACGGCCGCUGUAAUGUGCAGCACGGGAACAUGCGCAAGACGUACCGCUACCUGACGGAUAUCUUCACCACUCUGGUGGAUCUGAACUGGCGCUGCUCUCUGCUGGUCUUUGUCCUGGCGUAUGCAGUCACCUGGCUCUUCUUUGGAGCAAUAUGGUACCUCAUUGCAUACUGCAGGGGUGAUCUGGAUCAUUUGGAGGACGAGACGUGGACUCCAUGUGUGAAUAAUGUUAAUGGAUUCAUCUCUGCGUUUCUCUUCUCCAUUGAAACGGAGACAACCAUUGGCUACGGUCACCGUGUCAUUACUGACCAGUGUCCAGUGGGCACCAUGUUACUCCUGCUACAGGCCAUACUGGGAUCUAUGGUCAAUGCAUUCAUGGUUGGUUGCAUGUUUGUGAAGAUCUCCCAGCCGAAUAAGCGAGCCGAGACACUGGUGUUCUCUCGUAAUGCUGUCAUCUCAUUGCGGGAUGACAGGCUCUGUUUGAUGUUUCGCGUUGGGGACUUGAGAUCCUCCCACAUCGUGGGCGCCAACAUGAGAGCCAAACUUAUCAAAUCCAAACAGACACAGGAGGGUGAGUUUAUUCCACUGGAUCAGACAGAUAUCAGUGUGGGAUUCGAGACCGGGGACGAUCGUCUCUUCCUGGUGUCUCCAUUGGUGAUCUCUCACGAGAUCGACGUCCGCUCUCCGUUCUGGGACAUGUCACAAGGUCAGCUGGAAAAAGAGGACUUUGAGAUUGUGGUCAUCCUGGAGGGGAUGGUAGAAGCUACAGGAAUGACCUGUCAGGCGCGGAGCUCUUACCUGGCUGAAGAGGUGUUGUGGGGACACAGGUUCAGUCCCAUGAUGUCACUGGCCGAGGGAUUUUUUGACGUGGAUUAUGGGGCUUUUCACCACACAUUUGAGGUGAACACGCCCUCCUGUUCUGCGAGAGAGCUGGCAUUGGCUACCGCCCGUUUAGACGCUCAUCUCUAUUGGUCGAUUUCCAGUCGGCUUGAUGAAGAUAAAUGGGAGGGGCCUAAUCUGACUGAGCAAACGGGGAAGUCCACGGAUUCAGAAUCUGUCAGGGAGGGAGACGGGCCAACAUUUACUGUGGGUGGAGUUACAAAUACCCAGGACCAAUCAGUUGUUGGAGAACAGAAUGGCAGUGUGACCACUGACCAAUCAGAGUCUGAGGCUUAA
Carassius auratus (goldfish) is the source of this 1989-nucleotide messenger RNA. RefSeq names its product G protein-activated inward rectifier potassium channel 3-like. Lineage: Eukaryota; Metazoa; Chordata; Actinopteri; Cypriniformes; Cyprinidae. The transcript is spliced from 8 exons. Gene Ontology annotation, biological process: potassium ion import across plasma membrane; regulation of monoatomic ion transmembrane transport. Bases 481 to 1989 code for a protein of 502 amino acids. The record is from RefSeq and is a predicted model, not a curated record. Gene Ontology annotation, molecular function: G-protein activated inward rectifier potassium channel activity. Gene Ontology annotation, cellular component: plasma membrane.